This is a messenger RNA of Porites lobata, 3961 nucleotides long. NCBI's taxonomy places the organism in Eukaryota, Metazoa, Cnidaria, Anthozoa, Scleractinia, Poritidae. The record is from the annotation of a GenBank genome assembly.
AUGUCAAUGCCUGAUAUUCAUAACUGCUUAUAUGUAAGUAUAAUGUUAUUCUCAUAGUAUUGGUUUAUUUUAUCUAAUUAGCCCAUUUUUAUUUUCUAUAAAAUGUUUCGGCUAGCUAAUAAACAGCUGUGUUUUAGUUUAUAAGAUCAAAUGAGUUCGACAUUUAUGGGCUGUAGCUAGACAGUUCUUUUUCAGCUCUCCUCGGAAAAUGUUCGCAUCAAAAAGAAAUACAAGAAGCUUGCAAAGCGUAAUGGCCAGUUAGAGAGGGAACUAAACGAACUGAAAGAACAAUUUCGGAACAACGAAUUCAUGCAGACUUUAACAAGAAGGUAACUUAUUUUAUUUUAUUUUAUAGCUUCACCAAAAAACAAACAAACAAAAAGAAAGAACGUUGGCAGGGACACCGCAACAGCUGUGGCCAAUUACAGCGGGCCCUUAUUCUUGACUUGAGGUUAUUUUUAAAUUACAAAUACCAGUAGUCGUUGUAGCUACGAUGGAGGCCAUUUCGUUUAAUUUGCAAUAUACUUUUUAUCACGUUGUUUUUUGUAUACAUUGGAGGGGUAAGGGAGUUGUUCUGAUAAAAUUGUCUUAAGUUUUCUGCACAGAUUCUGACAUUUUCUUUCCAAAGUGUUCAAGUUCAAACUGAUGACAGACACCCAAGAACAGCCGGUAUGGUGAGGAGGGUUCAGUCUGGUUCAGCCAUGCAACUGAAUCCAAACAGCAACAGAGGAAGAAAAGCAGUUGAUGAACAGUUUGAAAGUACAGCCAAGUUAGUUUGAAUCAAUAAAAUAAAAUGACUAAGUACAGGGGUGGAUCUAGGAGGAGGGUGCGAGGGGUGCACACCUCCCCCCCCGAGAUGACCUGCGGUUUUCUAAUACAACUGGUAUUCUGCCAAAAAAACUUUGUGGUCUAUUGGUGUUGAAGUAAAACGUGAGACGAGGUUGAAGGAUUUAUGUUAAGUGCUGUAAAAAUGGUAGUUAAAAUCAUGGUAGUUCCUUAGUAGUGCACUCACUCCUAAGAAAAAAAAAUGGAUUCACCCAGGGUUGUCACUAAGAUUUCAAGUUGCCGGGUAAACACAACAAGUAGGCGGGGAAUCAAACGGCUAGAGAUUUCUUUUGGUUCUAUUUUUCUUCUAUUUUCUAAAUUAUUAAAGUAGCCGGGGGCCACUCUCUUAGUAGCCGGGGAAAAUCCCUGGCCCCCAGCUCUUAAUGACAACCCUGUUCACCCCUGAAGUAAACUUCAGUAAGCAAGUGAAUGAGUAUUGCAGUGGAAACCCAAAGUGCACGGAUCAUCCUUAAAAAUAGCGUGAGGGGGAUUUUCCCAGCUAUGAGGAGUAGGAGCGCUUGAAAAAGGAAAAGAAUACAUUGACAACAGUAAAGAUUUUUUUAGCGGCCUUUCGACUGCAACUUCAUUCACAGCUGACACUGAGUUCUCACUCAAACAAAAAGUUUACACACAUUGCAGGCUACAAAAAUGACUGUCAGUCCUGAAAGUGAGAAUUCAAAGUGGAAAUUACAUCAAAAGUUUCAAAACAAAGACGAAAAAUGACAGUUUUGAGACAAUUUCAAUAAAAAAUCACCAUAAAGGGCACUCCAUAAUUUUAAUUUCCCUUUAAUUUCUUAAUUUAUAAUUUUAACAACAAUGCUGUCUAUGCAUAACAAUCUGAUGAAGAGGUACCAAAAAGAACUAAAAACAAACACAGCUCAAGUGGAACAAAUUGCAACUCUAAGUGUGAGUUUCAAAUAAGCCUGAUACGCAUGUAUUUAAUGAUAACCAUUUGCAUCCUACCUGAGAGAUGUUAAUAUUGAAUCUGACUUUCAUGCAUACACAGCUUGAAAAUAGAGACUUGGAAAAGAAACUCCAGGAUGCACAAAGAAAAAUAGAAAGCCUACAGGGAGAGAAUGAGGCUCUCCAGACAAGGCUAAAUGCAGUGGGAAUUAAAGAAAGACUUACUCCGUCUAAGAGAGGUAGGAAAUACAUAACAAUUUACAUAUCUCCUUUGAAGGAUAUAACACUUCACAUAUCAUGAUCAAAUAAUCCCAAUUUAUUAUUGGGAUUGAUCAUGAUUUUGCCUGGCAACAAUCUUUGGCAUCAAACUUAGUAACUGACUUCACCCUUAAUUUCUGGCUUUGUAACUGCAUCCCCAGUCUGCCAAACAAGUGACCGCAGACUUUCGAAACCCCAGCCAGACCAACAACCAGUGUCCAUACUAGUACAAUCAUGCUGGCUGUUAUUUAAUAUCUUGUCUGUGGCAGUCAGGCAUUAAGCCUUUGUCGUUGUCUCCUUCAUCCUUCCUUAUCAUGUUGUUGGGAAGGGGAUGUAAAGGAACCUACACUGCCAUUAAAAAAAGGAGUAGUAAUAGACCCCGGUUGGUGUGAUUUAUCUCUCAUGGAGGGGGUGCAGGGGGGGGGCUGUAAUGGGCCCACAUACGAUAAUAUUAUUGGCUCAUGCUGUUGCAAUUACCCUGCCAAGAAUCAGCAAAUUAUUAAUCUAAAAUAAAUAAACAAUUUUAUUAAAAGAGUUUGACAGGGCUGACUGGCAGACAAAAUCUGUUAUGUACAACAUGGGAAUUUUUGCACCUCAGGUGAUCCCUGAUGGUUACCAUACACACAUCUGACCACUACCUGAAAAAGGUAAAGAAAAGGAGGUACAUUACAAGCCCAUAAGUGCUCACUUUGCCAGAACUUACCGGUAUCCCAGUUUUAGGAGCAUGGAGCACCAGCAGUAGUAUAUUUUCUAAAGUGAUACUUUCCCAUGAUGAAAUGCUCCACAACUACAGGGUUACUCAGUCAUACCUGCCAGUAGUUUUACUGCCAGACCAUUUAUAAUCCUGGGUUGGAGAAAGACAAAUUCAUGAAUAUGAUGCAGAGUUUCUAGCUUAAGGGAACAGCCAAUGUUACUUAACAGUAUACAGCCAAGCUUAAACCUGGACCCCAGAAACAAGUUCUAAGACAUAAACAGGUCAACCACAAAGCCUCCACAGUGAAAAAGACAAUGAACAUAUAACAUAUUGUUCUGACUCAUAAAAGUUUUUCUCUCAAUUUGUCAAGAUCUAAUGGCUGAUCUCAACAAGGUUUCAAAAGAAAGAGACAGACUUGCAAAAGAAAGGAAAAAGUUCAAAGGUACUUUAAUACAACAGAAACUUCUCAUUGUAGGUAGGAUUGACACAGGAAAACACUUCUCAGAUCUUAUCUCAAUUUCCGUGCAGUAAAAAUUAGUCUGAAGAGUUUGCCCUUUUUGAAGGUCAUACCAGUAAAAUCCUUGAUUAACAUGAAUCCUUUUAUUGUUUUCUUUACAGAUGAGCUCAAGAUGCUAGAUAGGGUAAGAGUUAAGAUAGUGUCCUUUGCAGCCGUUAUUAGGGUCAUCAUGCGAUGCUAGAGGGGAGGAGCAUUGCGUGACAACCCUAAUAAUUAUUAGGGUUGUCACGCAAUGCAAAGGAGACUAGCAUUAAGAAUAGAUUGACCUUUACUAGAACCUGUGCCCAAAUAUCAACAUGGAAAUGUUCCGGUGUGUCUACUUCCUUAGUGUCAGCUGAUGCACAAAUUAUACAAAGGAAACAGGACUAAAUACAGUCGAAUUCCGGUAACUCAAACCUCUCACUAACUCGAACCAAUCUACAGUUCCCUUCAAAUCGCUUUCUACAUAAUUCUACCCUUGAUAACUCGAACUCUCAGUAACUCGAACUAUUUUCUCUUUCCCUUGAAGGUUCGAAUUAUCGGGAGUCGAUUGUAUCUACAUACAGUCUAAGGCUGAUGUUUUUUGCAUUGUACAGGGAUUCUUUGAGGAGAUAGAGGAUUUAAAGUACGCUCUUCAGCAGGCAGCUAGAUUGAACACUGCUUAUGAAAAAGCUCUGAAGAAGCUCUGUUCACAAUCUGGGAUGCCCUUCCCAAAAAUUACUGCCACAACACCAAAACAACAUCAGAGGAAGAGAACAAGAUCACAGGCCAGAGAGUUCAAAUAG